AUGGCGUCUUAUACUUGCAUCACUUGCCGUGUGGCCUUCACAGAUGCCGAUGUCCAGCGUGCCCACUACAAGACCGACUGGCACCGGUACAACCUGAAGCGGAAAGUGGCCGCAAUGCCUCCAGUCACGGCUGAGGACUUCCAGGAGAGGGUUCUGGCCCAGAGGGCUGGCCUGGAGCAGCAAAGCCAGGCCUCCGCCACGUACUGCACAGCUUGCAGCAAGCGCUUUUCCAACUUCAGCGCCUAUGAGAACCACCUCAAGUCCAAGAAGCACUUGGAACUUGAAAAGAAGGCCGUUCAAGCGGUCAGCAAGAAGGUGGAGCUCUUGAACGAGAAGAACUUGGAGAAAGGGCUCACCCUAGACAACGCCAGCAAGGAUACCAUGAAUGCUGCCAUCCAGCAGGCCAUCAAAGCCCAGCCGUCGUCCUCGCCAAAGAAGACCUCUUUGUCACCUAGCCAGGCCGCUGGCUCUCCGGUCACCGCAGAAAGCUACCGCUCGCAGAGGAGCAGAGAGCGAGUGGAGAAGCCCCCCCGAGUUCAGUGGUUUGAGCAGCAGGCCAAGAAGCUGACGAAGGAGUCUGACGAGGAAGGGGAGGAGGAGGAGGAAGGUAACAGUUGGGAAGAUAUCGACUCGGAUGAGGAUGCAGAGUCUGCAGAAGAGACGAUGGAAGGAAACGGCGAGGAAGCUGGAGAGAGCAUGGCCGGGCAGGACCACCUCCGCCCCAAGGCGAUCCCCGUGACAGACUGCUUGUUCUGCUCCCACCAUUCCAGUUCCCUCAUGAAAAAUGUGUCCCACAUGACAAAGGUGCACAGUUUCUUUAUCCCAGAUAUAGAAUAUCUGGUGGAUCUCCGAGAGCUGAUUAAGUACUUAGGAGAGAAGGUUGGAGUUGGAAAGAUCUGCCUGUGGUGCAACGAGAAGGGGAAGUCCUUCUACACCACCGAAUCUGUGCAGGCACAUAUGAACGACAAAAGCCACUGCAAGCUCUUCACCGAAGGAGAUGCUGCCCUGGAGUUUGCCGACUUCUAUGAUUUCAGGAGCAGUUACCCUGAUUAUCAGGAAGGAGAGGAUGUGGAAGUGUCUAAAGAGCUGCCAUCGGAGAAGAAUUUGGAGUACGACGAUGAAUCUAUGGAGUUAAUUUUACCAUCGGGUGCCAGGAUAGGUCACCGCUCUUUGAUGAGGUACUACAAGCAGAGAUUCGGUUCCUCGCAAGCAGUGGCCGUCAGUAAAAAUAAGCAAAGAGUGGGCAGAGUCGUGCAGCAGUAUAAGGCCUUGGGCUGGACAGGCAGCACCGGUGCAGCGCUGGCUCAUGAGCGGGACAUGCAGUACCUUCAGCGCAUGAAAGCGAAAUGGAUGCUGAAAACCGGUAUGCAGAACAACGCUACCAAGCAGAGACAUUUCCGCAUGCAAGUCAGGUUCUGAGAAACUUU
Euleptes europaea (tarantolino) is the source of this 1427-nucleotide messenger RNA. It is a transcript of the gene ZNF622, whose product is annotated as zinc finger protein 622. Gene Ontology annotation, cellular component: preribosome, large subunit precursor. The record is from RefSeq and is a predicted model, not a curated record. Gene Ontology annotation, molecular function: zinc ion binding; nucleic acid binding. The transcript is spliced from 6 exons. Gene Ontology annotation, biological process: ribosomal large subunit biogenesis. The coding region runs from base 1 to 1419 and encodes 472 amino acids. Lineage: Eukaryota; Metazoa; Chordata; Lepidosauria; Squamata; Sphaerodactylidae.